GGCACAGCGCGUACAUCGUUCCACGAAGCAUCGGUAAAACAAUGUCGCGGAAUAGAAUGUCGAUCGUUUCGGCGAAAAGUAACAACGCGUGCAACGCGGUCGUUUCGUCCGGCGAGAACGCGUUUCGUGCGUUCCGUUUCACGUGAAUUUCCCCACCGAGAGAAAGAAAAGUACAGUCGUCGCGCGAUCAGGGAACGAAGGGGCGAAGAGUUCGGACGCACGAUCGGGCCGAGAUAACCGGACAGCGGGAAUUCGCGAAAUUCAGGUUUAGAAUCAGAGAGUGAUCUUCGGUCAAUUAAUCGACGGACGCGUCGUGUCCCCUUUGUCGCGAGCAGAUAUGAUUCGAAGCGCUGUAUCGAUCGUCGAUUGCUUCGUUCCUUCGUGAAUCGUUUGGAUCCAUCUAGUGUCGCCGAUCUAUCUAUCGUCGUCUCGUUCGCGAUUCGCGGAACGCACGAUGAAACGCGGCCGAGCAGUCACAGUGUUCGCGAUAAUUUCCGAAAACAACGGGACAAAAGCGAACGGCAAUCGCCCCUGAAUAUGAAAAGGCAAUUGUUCUCGCGUCUCGGCUACCCCCGGAUACCGUUUGAAUACCAAUCGCUCGAUGUUUUCUCAGAUCAAGAAGAUUAAGAGGAUCUCCCAUGAAAAAUGAAAAUUCAGUGUAAAAUGUUGCUCGUUCCCCGACACAUUUCUUUGCUCAAUACCGACGUCAGAUUCGAAGAUACACUCCUCUGAAAGUAAAGGUGAAACCGAAUGGGAUGGGUACGUCGAUGCAAAGCUCGUUUCUCAAACUCAAACAAACACUAUGAAAUACUCGUAAAAACUCGUCGAAUGUUAAUGUCCAAAUGUAAAUUGAUAUUUGCUGUGUAGGAGCGUGCCGCGAGCGAUGAUUAAUUGUCUUUAAUAAUGCGCAACGUAUUUAAUCGUAGCGGUGACGAAUUAGAAACGGACAACGCGUGUUAAUAUCAAUGCGCUCAGGAGUGUGGCAUUCGCUGGGUAUUUAAUUCCGGCGAAUUGGCUUCCCUUCGAAGUGCGUUCGCGUGACAAAUAGCUUGCAGCAUUCGCAGGACAUCGUUCAGCUACACUGCUAAUUGCCUUAAUUGUGGCAAUUGGCAAUCAGUCGGUAUUCCUUAGACACGGAAUAAUGACGGAUUCGCCAAUACCGUCGGUCAGCAACGUUCAGACUUACAGUCACGCCGCGAGCCAAUCUCAAGUUCAAACGCAAACGCAAGAUGACAGGAACGAGAAAACGGAGAAGGUUAUUCUUCUGCAAAUUCAAGAAAUCAACAGCCAAGUGGCGCAGUUCCGCGAUCUGCUGAUAAACAUCGGCCAACCGCGGGACUGUCCGGAACUCCGUGAGAAAAUUCGAAGAUUGAGGCGAAAUUGCGUCGAUGCGUGUAAAAACACAUCCCAGCUCAUACUGCCACAAGUACGAAGAACAACGGAUAUCGGGAUUCCUGUUGACUGUCCAAAUUUGAUGCUGCUCUUUUAUAUCGUGCAAUUAUUCCUGCGCGAGCUCUGCAAAAGCAAGAACCUCAUCCGCAUCGUGCCGAUGGAUAUGACGGAGUAUUAUGAAACUCGAACCGGGCCAUCCAACAUCGGCAACGUGAUCUCGCAGAUAGUUCUCUGUAAGCAGAUCACGCCGGACUUCCACGAGGAAGAAUUGUGCAGCAUCCAAAAGGACUCCGAGGAAAUUCGAGGUUUGAUGAACGAGCUGCAAGAGUUUAUGCCACAAUCGAGUGGCGAUAUAGAAAAGUAUUCAGCCCUACAGAGUGCCGGAAGUAGGGGUAACCGUACCAACGGCAGGCGGACACAUCGAUGGAACCAAAGCACCGAUAGGCCUAGCAGACCCACCAGACAAUCAUCCUACUUUCGCGGAGCUUUGAAUCUCUUUUGUUGUACCGCACGAGCCAACUAUGUUUAAUCGAAUUAACCGUAAUUUGGCCACCAAAUUUCGUUUAAACAUCAAGCCCCUCCACCAAGAAAUGUUUACUAGUUUAAAUACCGGAUUACCCUUCUCGAUUUUCUGUCGGUAAACCUUGCGAUUGAGUCACAAAGUCGAGGGAAAACUUCCCCUAUAUUUUUCAAUUGAAACGACUCUAGUCUCAACUCUAAUCGAUCUUAGGCGAUAAGAAACCUGACACUAAAGCUUUAUUUAGUUCGUAAGUACUGAUCUUUAAAUAUAGAGACAUACUCGGUAUUUUUAUAAAGAAGUUUCAUUUACCGCGAAAUCGUUUAAACGAUUAAAAUUGAAAGAAAUCUGACUCACGAUGCAAUCUCGUCGAAGUUUUGCAUUGUUGAUUGACCAAUCAGUUCCACAAAACGACGAAGGCAAAUCGAUUUCUCGGUGAAUUUUUAUUAGAAUUCCUCCGGUUCUUCGAUCAGAUGGCAGAUGAUAUCUAGUAUUUAAAAAAGAAAGAGAGGUUAAUGUAAGAACAAUCAUUGUAGAUGCCGUUUUAUUCGUGUAACUAUUAAUCCGAACUGUGAUGAACGAGCUCAAAUUUAUCGCUGAUCGGCCAGCGUGUAAGAAACUACGCAUCACGUCGGAAAGUAGGAAAAUAAAAUACCAAUUGAAUUGAAGAACGUUGAUUACAUAUAGUGGACCAAUGUGAACCACGUAUCGCUCGUAUGCAAUGAAAGUGACGCAAUCAAAAGAAUUUAUAUAUUUGAAACUUUAAUCGUAUUAGACUGUGAAAGUAUUCCAUUUUUAUCUAGUUACAAUUACAAAAAUCACGCGCUUGGAUUCUUUCAUUGUUAUUCAUGUGUUAAUAAAAAAAGAAACGUUUCGUGUUUUCAACUUGUGUCAUUUUUUAUAGCAAAUUAGCGAUACGGUUCUGUAAACGGUUCAUUUUAAUGUUAAAUAUAUUAAUAUAUGAAUAUUGAAAAAAGAUAUAUGUAUAUGUGAAAUCUCUCUCUCUCUAUAUAUAUAUAUAUAUAUACAUCUAUUACAUAUACACGUUGCAUUGAAUCGUAUAAAAUUAAAUAUAAUAUAAUGUUGGUUUUUCGACUACGUAUCGAUAAACGAUAGUGAUUAUUAUUGUUUCAUUAAACAUAAUUGACUCUUUUGUCUAGUGGUACGUCGAUAUCUUUUGCAUUUGAUUUCAAUCGUCAAUCAAAAUAUUACAAAAAAAGGAUUCAUGUACGAUACGAGUUAUUGAUCUUUUAGUUAAAAUCUGGAUAUUAAAUAGAAAUCUACAUAAGAACAUAAACAUAUGAAAAGAAGUACAAGACCGUGCAUGACAUUCUAUACGUGAAACAUGAAUAUUAACGUUCAUGUUAUCGAUAUUUUAUCUGUUUGACAAAUCCUUAAAUGUUUGUUUCGCUUGGCGGUAUAAGCUAUUAAACGUUCUGUUCAAAUUCUUUAUCGACCAGAAGUUUCACUGUAUCGUACAUUGUAUCAUAUUCGAAGAACAAUAAAUAAAUUACUGUAUGUUAAAA
Messenger RNA from Frieseomelitta varia, 3435 nucleotides. RefSeq lists its product as uncharacterized. NCBI's taxonomy places the organism in Eukaryota, Metazoa, Arthropoda, Insecta, Hymenoptera, Apidae. Gene Ontology annotation, biological process: G protein-coupled receptor signaling pathway; vesicle-mediated transport. The record is from RefSeq and is a predicted model, not a curated record. Bases 1142 to 1921 code for a protein of 259 amino acids. Gene Ontology annotation, cellular component: membrane; neuron projection. The transcript has 5 exons.